Molecule: messenger RNA, 543 nt
Organism: Colletotrichum costaricense
Lineage: Eukaryota; Fungi; Ascomycota; Sordariomycetes; Glomerellales; Glomerellaceae
Exons: 5
Coding region: 1-543 (180 amino acids)
Biological process (GO): mycotoxin biosynthetic process
Source: RefSeq, a predicted model, not a curated record
AUGAAGAUUUACAUAGAACCAAUCAAAGGUGUACUUGCCAGUGAAACAGUACGUUUCACUGGCGGCCUUCACUUCUACAAGAAUGGAACCUUGUACCGUGAGGUAAUUGAAGGACAGCCUCAAUAUGUCGGGCCUCCAUCGCCAGAGAUUGAUGCAGCAUGGAAGAGUCUGCUGAAAGGCCAAUACAUGAACCUUGUUGGGAGCGAAGCAUCGAGCAUGGUCGGGCGCACGUGGAAAGACAGCCAUGGGAACUAUGAAGUGGCUCUAGAUGUGAUGCAUACCCUCCAUUGCGUGAACAAAGUGAGGAUGGCUCUGGAUCCAGAUUAUUACAAGGAGGAGGAAAGCCCUAGAAUUCAUAGGAUGCACGUCGACCACUGCCUUGACUAUCUUAGGCAGACGGUACAAUGCCACGGUGACCUGACUCCCAUGGUUUUCAGCUGGUCGGAUGAUGCUGGCAGGGUUGUUGCCGACUGGAAAGAACCUCACACAUGCCGCAACUUUAACCGUGUUCGCAGUUGGGCUGAAGACCACUUUCGGCCAUGA